This is a messenger RNA of Cylindrotheca closterium, 1089 nucleotides long. The record is from the annotation of a GenBank genome assembly. NCBI's taxonomy places the organism in Eukaryota, Bacillariophyta, Bacillariophyceae, Bacillariales, Bacillariaceae.
AUGAGAACUCUCCUUCAAAACAGAGCCUUCAAAGGCAUGACGCUCAAGAGCCCUAUGGGAUGCGACACCUUCGUUGCCUUGUAUCCAGCCACACCAAAGGGAACGGUCGUCUUUGGAAAGAACAGCGAUCGUCCCGCCGGAGAAGGGCAAUCCAUUCAAAGAUAUCUGGGCCAAGAAUACUACACUGUUGUUGAUGACCAAGAAGAAAGUAGUAGCAGCAGCAGCAGCAGCAGCAAGAUGUAUAAAGACAAACCCCAAUGCCAAUGCACCUACAUUUCCAUUCCACAAGCUCCCAAGACACACUCCGUGCUACUCUCUCAGAUCGAUUGGAUGUUUGGAGCCGAGCAUGGAACCAACGAACAUGGCGUGGUCAUUGGAAAUGAAGCGGUUUGGACCAAGGUGGAAGAUGAAGACCUAGAAACGAAAAGGCUCUUGGGUAUGGAUUUGGUGCGAUUGGGAUUGGAACGUGGAUCCACUGCCAAGACUGCCAUGAAUGUCAUCACAUCCUUACUGGAGGAACAUGGUCAAGGAGGGCCAUGUGCAAAAGAUGAUGAUUCGCUUGUUUAUCACAAUUCGUUCUUGAUUGCUGAUCCAAGUGAAGCAUGGAUUGUGGAGACGGCAGGGAGGCAUUGGGUCGCCAAGAACAUUCAGGAAGGAACAAGAAACAUAUCCAAUACGCUGACAAUUCGUACCGAUUAUGAUUUGCACUCGAAAGGAUUGAAAGAAUAUGCACUGCAAUCUGGACUACUGAAAACGAACACCAAGGGCAGUACCAAUACAGAUGUAGAAGAAAAGUUGGAUUGGGCAGCAUGCUUUGGUGAUGGAUGUAUCGAGGAAUGCGAAUCCCCUUAUUCCCGUCAAACCUGUGGUGGGAAACUACUGGAAAAGUAUGAUGGUACUCAAAAUCUGGACUACAAGGCGAUGAUGGAGAUCUUGCGGAAUCAUGACGCUGGAAUAUGCAUGCAUGGUGGGUUCGAAACGACGGCAUCCAUGGUCAGCGUUUUGAAGUCUAAUGGCGAUCACCAACACUGGAUGCUGGACAAACCGCAUCCUUGUAAACAUGAACAUGAACUGCAACCUAAAAUAUGA